ACAUAUGUCAGUAUGUGUUUGACAUAAAUAUAUUAUAAAAGUAUGUCUUAAGGCUGAAUAGAAGAAAAAGUCAUUUAUAAGCGACUCCGAUUACUGAAAAUCUAAGGACCGGUUGUACCGUUAUAAUUUUUUUUUUCUCAUUUUGAAUUCUGUUUAUCUACCCAGUAGUUUUUGUUUAAAAAAGUCUUAAAAUGUGCGAUGGCCUUCACAUAUAAAAAUUUUACCAUACAUUUAAAUAUAUAUAACAACUAUACAAGUGUUUGAUUUACAUAUAUCGUAUAUGCAAAUAUUUAAUUAAUUUACCGGCAGUGCCGAAGUUUUUUUAUUUCAAUUUAUUAUCUAGAAAAAUUAUUAAUUAUCUAAGAUGUUUAAUAUUAAAUAUACGUUUAAUUGUUUUGUUAACAAAUGCGGGACGAGAUGUCUGAGUCACGUAAAAAAUUUAUCAAUCGUACAGGAUAUAAAUUUGAAGGAAAUCCCGCUGGUUAAUGAGCCAAUAUUGAGUUAUAAAAAAAAUAGCAGAGAACGUGACGAUUUAAUUGAAACAUUGAAACAUAAAUCCACAGAAUGUCAAGACAUUCCUAUUGUUAUUGGUGAUGAAGAAAUACGCACUGAUAAUAUUAAAUAUCAAGUUAUGCCUCAUGAUCACAGUAAAAAAAUCGCAAAAUACUAUCACGCAAGUACUGAUAUAAUAAAAAAGGCGAUAGAUAAUUCAGUAAAAAGUCAACGAACAUGGGACGCAGUGCCUCUCGAUAAACGAAUCGAUAUCUGGAUGCGAGCCGCUGAUUUGAUGGCAACGAAAUACCGCCAGGAAUUAAAUUCAGCAACAAUUUUGGGACAAAGUAAAACUGCGAUACAGGCAGAGAUAGACAGCGCUGCUGAACUAGUAGAUUUUUUCCGAUUCAACGCUUACUUUUUACAAGAAUCUCUAAAAUACCGUCCGAUUUCGCCAAAGGAAUCAAUAAACUCGAUGCGACAUCGCGGACACGACGGUUUCAUUGCCGCAAUAUCGCCGUUCAACUUCACAGCAAUAGGCGGUAACUUGGCGUACACCCCAGCUCUGAUGGGGAACUCAGUCCUCUGGAAGCCAUCGGACACUGCGAUACUUUCUGGGUGGACUAUUUUUAAAAUUUGCCGCGAAGCCGGCGUACCUGCAGGAGUCGUUAAUUUUAUUCCAGCAGCUGGUCCAGAUUUCGGUGACACGAUAACUCAGUCCCCAUAUCUGUCAGGUAUCAAUUUCACCGGGUCUCCAGCGACAUUCAAUCAUCUCUGGUCCCAAGUAGGCGCCAACAUUCAAACUUACAUCAAUUACCCGAAGCUCUCUGGCGAAUGCGGGGGCAAAAAUUACCACUUCGUUCAUCCAUCAGCCAACACAGAACACGUGGUCUUGUCGACAAUAAGAAGCGCCUUUGAAUACAGCGGACAGAAAUGUUCAGCAUGCAGCAGAAUGUACGUUCCUGAGUCCCUCUGGCCGACAAUACGCGACCGCUUGGUCUCCGUCACCGAAGAACUAAAACUCGGACCAGCCGACGACUUCACCGUCUUCUCCAGUGCGGUAAUUGACGCAGCGGCAUUCAAACGAAUCACUUCGUACAUAAAUUACGCCAAGACUUCACCCAACAACCGGAUCAUCGCCGGCGGGACUUACGACGACUCUGUCGGUUACUUCGUAAGACCCACCGUCAUAGUGACCACCGACCCAAUGGACAAACUGAUGCAAGAAGAAAUAUUUGGUCCCGUUCUCACGAUUUACGUUUACCAAGACCGGGAUCUAGAUUCCGCGAUGAACCUGGUGGAAAAAACUACCCCCUAUGCGCUCACCGGUUCUAUUUUUACUCAAGACCGCGAGUGGGCUGUCGCGGCUCUCGAACAAUUCAAAUACACGGCGGGUAAUUUUUAUGUAAAUGACAAAUCAACUGGGGCCGUAGUUGGACAGCAGCCUUUUGGUGGUCAUCGGAAGUCAGGAACGAAUGACAAAUCCGGCGGACCUGUUUAUGUUCACAGAUGGUCGUCACCGCAAACUAUUAAAGAAACUUUCGUUACAUUAAAUAAUUAUAAGUACGAAUACAUGCAUUAAUAAUAAUUAUAAUUAAUUAAUUAAUUAAUAAGUAUGAAGUAUAUUUUUUUAUUAUUUUUAUUGGACACAAUAAAAAAUAUCUAAUUUACACGAA
This is a messenger RNA of Microplitis mediator, 2168 nucleotides long. It is a transcript of the gene P5CDh1, whose product is annotated as delta-1-pyrroline-5-carboxylate dehydrogenase, mitochondrial. Lineage: Eukaryota; Metazoa; Arthropoda; Insecta; Hymenoptera; Braconidae. The record is from RefSeq and is a predicted model, not a curated record. The coding region runs from base 365 to 2074 and encodes 569 amino acids. Gene Ontology annotation, molecular function: L-glutamate gamma-semialdehyde dehydrogenase (NAD+) activity. Gene Ontology annotation, cellular component: mitochondrial matrix. The transcript is spliced from 3 exons.